ACUCACACAUACAUACAGUCUCGUGAGGACGUAAGGCCAAUAAAAAUUUAAUCUAACAGUCUACAUGCAGUUUUCACUAAAGCAAGACGUAAUUAUAUAUAUUAACUUUAGCAUCAAGUCAAGUUUUUUGUUAUGUAACACUAAAAAGAGAUGAUAAGUGCAAAUUGAACAAUUAUUCUACAAGGUAUGGCGUUAAUUGCGAUACUGUGCAUUGUCGCUGUAAUUUUACUCUUCCUCUACGUCUACAGUUCAAAGAAUCAUGACUUUUGGAAAAAACAAGGAGUCAAAGGUCCUGAUCCACUUCCCAUUUUGGGAAAUUUCAAAGACAUUUUGCUAAAUCGUCUAUCGCCGGGUGAAAUGGCAAAAAAUUUGUACAAUCAAUUUAACGAUGAGUCAAUGAUUGGUAUCUAUGCUCGAAGUACACCGAUAUUACUAUUAAAAGAUCCAGAAUUAAUCAAAGACAUUCUCAUCAAGGACUUCAAUAAAUUUGCCGCUCGUGAUUUACCAGUAAAUGAAGAAAUUGAGCCACUUUCGCAAAAUCUUCUUAAUCUCGAACCAAAACGCUGGCGACCGUUAAGAAAGAAAUUAUCACCUGUUUUCACAUCGGGCAAAUUGAGAGAAAUGUUUUUUCUUCUUCUAGAAAGCGGAAAUCAUUUUGAAACAUAUUUGAGAAAAAUUGUACCAAAAAAUGAACCGAUUGAGUGUCGUUUAUUAACGUCAAAAUUCACAAUGGACGUAAUUGGUUCCUGCGCAUUUGGUAUCGAUAUCAAUACUUUGUCAGAUGAGGAAAAUGAUUUCGUGAGAAUGGGUAGAAAAAUUUUUGUUCUCGAUUUUUGGAGAUCGAUUAAAGCAAAAAUUAGAGAUUUCUCGCCUGGAUUAUUUACACUAUUGGGACCAAUAAUGAAAGAUGAGGAAUUGGAUAAUUUCUUCAUUAGUUUAAUAAGAGAUACAAUGAAAUAUAGAAAGGAGAAUAAUGUCGUUAGACAUGAUUUUGUCGAUUUAUUGAGAUACGUGAAAGAAAAUCCGGAGAAAAUGGAUGAUGUUGAAUUGACCGAUACUUUAAUAGCUGCACAAUGUUUUAUAUUUUUUGCUGCUGGUUUUGAAACUUCCUCUACAACAAUGAGUAAUUCUUUGUAUGAAUUAGCACUGAAUCCGUCUGUACAAGAUAAACUUCGAAAUGAAAUUCAACAAGUUUUAAAUAAAUCAGAGGGAAAGUUAACAUACGACAAUGUCAAGAGUAUGAAAUAUUUACAUAAAGUUUUUCAAGAAACUCUGAGGAAAUAUCCACCAGCUACAUUGUUAGGGAGAAAGGCUUCGGAAAAAUAUACAUUUUCUGGGACAAAUGUGACAAUUCCAAAAGAUAGUAAAGUUUGGAUACCAGUUUAUGCAAUUCAUCGGGAUCCAAAAAAUUAUCCAAAACCGGAAUUAUUCGAUCCCGAAAGAUUUGAAGAUGAGGAAAUAAAUUCGAGACAUCCGAUGCUCUAUUUGCCAUUUGGCGAGGGACCGAGAAAUUGCAUUGGUGCCAGAUUUGCAAUAUUUCAGACAAAAAUCGGUCUUAUAAAAAUUUUACAAAACUACCGUGUUGAAGAGUGUGAAAAAACGCCAAAGGAAUAUGUGAUUGAUCCAAGUGCUUUUCUUUUGGCUCCAAAGGAAGGAAUUUACUUAAAAUUUACCGAAAUACCUUAACAAAUGUUAAUAGAUUAACAAAUAUUUUUCCUACUAUUAAUUUUAAAAAUAAGAAUAAAAAAUUUCUAACUGCUUUCUCUCUGCUUAUUCUUUAC
Leptopilina heterotoma is the source of this 1781-nucleotide messenger RNA. Its product is annotated as cytochrome P450 6k1-like. NCBI's taxonomy places the organism in Eukaryota, Metazoa, Arthropoda, Insecta, Hymenoptera, Figitidae. The record is from RefSeq and is a predicted model, not a curated record. The transcript is spliced from 5 exons. Bases 187 to 1686 code for a protein of 499 amino acids. Gene Ontology annotation, molecular function: oxidoreductase activity, acting on paired donors, with incorporation or reduction of molecular oxygen; monooxygenase activity; iron ion binding.